AGAAGACUAAACCCUGGAGUUUUGCUUGAAGUUGCGCCUCCAUUUCAUAGCUUCGACAAUUAAACACCAUCCUUUUAAAAUCCGGACAACAUGGCAACCGCGGCGAGCCGAUAUUACAGCGAGGAUGGCAGGGCAACCAAAAGACAGAAAACCGACGGAAUGUCCACGGGCUACGAAGACCCCCACAAGACCCUUCCAUCCGUGGUAGUGCACGUCCGAGGACUGGUGGAUGGCGUUACGGAGGCGGACCUGACUGAGGCCCUGCAAGAGUUUGGAGCCAUCAGCUACGUAGUGUUGAUGCCCAAGAAACGGCAGGCGCUGGUGGAGUAUGAGGACAUGAACGGCUCGUCCACGGCGGUGACUUACGCUGCUGACAACCAAGUGUAUAUUGCCAGCCACCCAGCCUUCAUUAACUACUCCACCAGCCAGAAGAUUUCCAGGCCGGGCGACUCAGACGACUCGAGGAGCGUCAACAACGUCCUCCUGCUUACCAUCAUGAACCCCAUUUACCCCAUUACUACGGAGGUGCUCUACACCAUUUGCAACAACUGCGGCCCAGUCCACAGAAUUGUCAUCUUUAGGAAGAACGGUGUGCAGGCCAUGGUGGAAUUUGACUCUGUACAAAGCGCCCAGCGAGCCAAAGCUUCUCUCAAUGGAGCUGACAUCUACUCUGGAUGCUGCACGCUGAAGAUCGAAUACGCCAAGCCAACUCGUUUGAAUGUGUUCAAGAAUGACCAGGACACUUGGGACUACACUAAUCCCAAUCUGGGUGGCGCAGAUGGCGAUGCGGACGGCAAUGGGAGCAACGCAGACGACAUGAGCACCAACCCCAACAAGCGUCAGCGCCAGCCCGCCCUACUGGGCGACCACCCCCCGGAUUACGGUGCUGGUUACCAUGGCUAUGACGAGAGCUACGGCUCCUCGCCGUACGAGAACCGCCGUAUGGGACCCCCAAUGAGGGGACGUGGCGGAAGAAACUAUGGGCCCAGCUACGGGCCCCCGCCGCCUCCCCCUGGCGAGUACGGAGCCCACGCAGACUCGCCAGUGGUCAUGGUGUACGGACUGGAGCCAGUCAAGAUGAACGCCGACCGCGUCUUCAACAUCUUCUGUCUCUAUGGCAAUGUGGAGCGGGUGAAGUUCAUGAAGAGUAAGCCGGGUGCCGCCAUGGUGGAGAUGGGUGACUGCUACGCCGUGGACCGUGCCAUUACGCACCUCAACAACAACUUCCUCUUUGGGCAAAAGCUCAACGUGUGCGUGUCCAAGCAGCAGGCCAUCGUGCCAGGCCAGUGCUACGAACUGGAGGAUGGCUCCAGCAGCUUCAAGGACUUCCACGGCUCCAGGAACAACCGCUUCACGUCUCCCGAGCAAGCGGCCAAGAACCGCAUCCAGCAUCCCAGCAACGUGCUACACUUCUUCAACGCCCAGCCCGAUGUCACGCCUGAGAUCUUCUCCCAGAUCUGUGAGGACAUCGGUGUCAAGUGUCCCAUCAACGUCAAAAUGUUCACAGGCAAGAGCGGUGCCGCGCCGAGUGAUCGCAGCGCUUCAGGCCUACUCGAGUGGGAAUCCAUCAAUGACGCCAUGGAGGCUCUGGCCUUGAUGAACCACUACCAGAUGAAAAACGCAACUGGUCCGUACCCGUACACCCUCAAGCUGUGCUUCUCGACCGUUCAACACGCCAACUAAAAGACGCUUCGAAUCUUGCUUUGGUCUGGAGUCCGCACGUAGAUCACAGUGCAGUUUGUGAAGAUGUAUUUAAGUGUCACGGUGACAAUAUUCCAGUCUGCAGUUGUCUUUUUGUCGUUUUGUUCUCACUUUCUGCUCGUGCUGAGUGAGUCGAUUGAUUUUAGGUUUAUGGCGUGCUUUUCACACGUUCAUUGGAGCUUUUAUUGUGACACUUGUUGCUUUUUUUUUUUUUAUAUUUUAAUUG
Phycodurus eques (leafy seadragon) is the source of this 1927-nucleotide messenger RNA. Its product is annotated as heterogeneous nuclear ribonucleoprotein L-like. The transcript is spliced from 14 exons. Gene Ontology annotation, cellular component: nucleus. Gene Ontology annotation, molecular function: mRNA binding. The record is from RefSeq and is a predicted model, not a curated record. Gene Ontology annotation, biological process: mRNA processing; regulation of RNA splicing. The coding region runs from base 91 to 1683 and encodes 530 amino acids. NCBI's taxonomy places the organism in Eukaryota, Metazoa, Chordata, Actinopteri, Syngnathiformes, Syngnathidae.